Messenger RNA from Zootermopsis nevadensis, 4493 nucleotides. RefSeq lists its product as uncharacterized. Gene Ontology annotation, cellular component: extracellular matrix. Gene Ontology annotation, molecular function: protein binding. NCBI's taxonomy places the organism in Eukaryota, Metazoa, Arthropoda, Insecta, Blattodea, Termopsidae. The record is from RefSeq and is a predicted model, not a curated record.
AUUGGUAAACAUCGACCAGACUGCACGGCGCAACAACCCAGAAGACAGAAAUCUUCAUACUCACCGCUGUGAAAACCUCAAACCUUACAUCACUACAUCUUUUAGCACUAACAAUUAAGUUUACUUAGAUAAAGCCAAUUACGAAUAUCAGGCCUACUCCAUUUCCACUAUACCUUGACGACAAAAUCUGAUAACAUAAAUAAUUUCGAAAGCCAGUGCGCAUGUUUCUCAAUUGAUAAUAUUUAAUGCAGGGAAUUAUAAAAUACUGACCCAGUUACGCCCCAGAUGCGUGCAUGAACAUCUUCAUGUAAGGUGUUCGUUACUGUCGACCGAUUUCAACCAAAAUUGGAAUGUGUCAAUCAACACAUAUUAUUAAAAAUCGCCAAUACAAAAUUUAAUUGACAUCUGUUCAGCUGUUAAAUGCAAGAGGACAGACAGACAGAAAAACGGCGAUGACAAUAAGCGCAUUUUGGCGAAAUUUCGUUUAAAACGCGCCCAUAAAGAUUGAUGGCUUUAUCUAGUGAAUAUUGAACUGUGACGUAUUUAUUUAUCUAGGCAUAUCAGUCAGGUGAAGUUUCAGAUUCCAAGUUCCACAUCUGAUGAGACAAGUUUAGCCACGCUCUUCACUGCCAGUGCUUCUAAAACACUCUGAGUGCUUGCAACGGAAGAUCAUCCAAUGACUUCAUUAGUGGAAGUUCUGGGACUGCGACUGGAGACCGCAACUGUAAACACAGAACAAUUGCAUCCGUCUGAAUGGGGAUAUAUCACGGCAUCAAAAUUCUGCUCGUGACCGUCCUCCUCUUGACACUAUGCGACAAAGUCAACUUGUGUCCCAGGAAGUGUCGUUGCGAUGCAAUCUCAAGACAGAGCAUCAACUGUAAUUGUUCCUGGGUCGCACUGCAAAGAAUUCCUCACGAAGGUGUUGACUUCAACACCACCAAGCUCAUAGCUUCACACAAUAACCUCACUAGUCUGAAGAACACUACAUUUAGUGCUUUCCGUAUGCAGCCGCUGACGGAUAUCAUAUUAGACUACAAUUUCAUUUCUGAAGUGGAUUCUAAGACGUUUGGAGGCCUCGUGGAAUUAAAACAACUUUCCAUAUCACACAAUAUGAUAACGAAUCUUCAUCCAGACACUUUUGCAGAUAUGUUCAAGAUCGAGAAAAUUUAUCUCAGUGAAAACAGUUUAAUAUAUGUACAUCCAAAACUGUUGACGAAAAAUCGGCAUCUUCAGAUACUUAAUAUCGCCAACAACAGAAUCAAGAUUCUCCCAUUAGAUUUAUUCAAAUACAAUAAUAAUCUGACGGAAGUUUAUGCUAAUGGAAAUGAAAUUUCUUUCCUCACUAGUCAACAGUUUCAGCACAAUCCUGAACUCAAAGCUGUUCACCUAGAAGAGAACAAUAUCAUGUUCCUUCACGCAGAUACGUUCAGUUACAGUAGAGUUCUUUUGUAUGUAAACUUAAGUCAUAAUAAAAUACAUCACCUUCUAAGUAACACAUUUCAUAAGAAUUGCCAUCUAAAAAUCGUGGACCUUAGCAACAAUAAAUUAGAAACAAUCUCUGUGUGCCAACAACACUGCUUGUGGGAAAUUAUGAAGAUUGACAUUUCUGGUAACCCAUUGGUUUGUGACAGUGAAAUGGAAGAAAUGUCCGAAUUAUGUAGUAAUCACAGUAUCCAUAUCUUAGGUAAAUGCGGUUCAAGAUCUUUACGAAACUCAACUAGACUACCAAGAGAUAUAAAACUUUUAUCCGAAGACACUAGUGGCCUACCAUCUUCCACUGAGUUAACAUCUACUGAAGGCACCAAAACCCAGUCUCAAGUAACUGGACAUGAGAUCCCAACUUGCGACAGUUACAUUGUCUCAAAUGACGCAAGCGUGACGGUGACAACCAUGAAUGAAUAUGAAAUGAUAUCGACAUUGCUAUCGGACGAAACUGAUCAAAAUGUAACUACAGUCGUCACACUUGUCGAAUAUAACUCCCCCCUCGUAGUGCGAGAAUCAACUGUUCGUGGAUUCCUUUUCAUUGGGACAGAAUGCCUUUUGGCUUGUGCCUUCAUUUUGAGAAAGUUGCUGCGUUCGAAAGACCAGAACGAUUCUACUGUAGCCUCUACGAUCGAACUUCUUUCAGAAUCUGAACCCAAGUCGGAAGGCGAUAAUGAGACACAAGACGAUGAGUGUGAAGACGUCAUCACGAUAGAAGAUGGUGAAGUCUGUAGAUAUCGAUGACAAAUUAGGCCUGAGUUACGAUAAAGCAAAUAAAGUAGCUUUUAACAUGAAAUGAACUAAACCGAAAUCAAAACGGCUUUCCAAAAUAUAGUGUAGGUGUAUUACACCAAACCUCAAGUAAAUCCAUGUAGGAAAUUAAAAAGUACGCUUUUAGGACAGAUCCCAGUUGCCUUACGUUCAUACCAGAUUGCACCCAAAUCCACUCAGCAGUUCUCGAGUUGAAUCGCGCAGACAGACAGACGGACGGACACACAUGGAGAGCUUUAUAAACUAAAAAUCUCAACAUCUUUAGACACUAUAUACAUUCUGCUGUUAACAGACAAGAAUUUCAAGAUACAAGAACAAAUCAACAAUAGCUAACAUACAUACAUUUAAAUCAGAAAGAAAUGCACAAAAGACUCGGCCGACCUCUGUGGCUCACUCCUUCCCUAAUGCAAUUCAAUGUGUUUGUAAGCAAACGAAUGCAUGACUCACGUCGUCCUUGCAGGUGACUUUCUUUUAUUAAUAUCUUUAUAGCUGUCUUCCGCUAUUGGUGCAGCAUUUUUGUCCCUUAUGUGGUGUCACUUACCCACUGAAGGUGACAAGGUAAAAGGCAAAGCAUACUAUCAGCUGAUCUGCUUAGGAGCGAUAAAUACCCUGACACAGAGUUAAUAAUUAACGUUAACUGACUAACUGACAUCACAUGACACACGUUCUUCGGUUCUUUGUACGAAGUGCAUAGCGAGAACACAUUAAAGGACAAGUCGUGUCUGUCCGUCCAUCUGCAUAGUCGAUUCUACUCGAGAACCACUGGAAGGAUUUUGAUGAAAUUUAAUAUUGAGUCUGUGCCAUUCUACACGACCUCAAAAUCGUACUUUUGAAUAUUCUACGAGCGGUAAUAACAAAAUGAUGGCGGGGGAAAUUCGUGAGGUAGACACUGAGGUGCUACGAUCUGGUAGCCGAAGUGGGAACUAUAAUAAUUCUACCAGAUCUGGUUUAUUUUAUGUGUAUUUCCAAAUUGUUGGAAUGCCACGUGACACGACUUUCUAAGUGUCAAACCGAAUCUGACAAAGGAGUCCUUAGUGUGAAUAUAUGUCAUUAUACAGACACCGAAUACAUUUAUUUAGCCAUCCAUAUUUUUUCAAUUUUAAAAAUCGACCUAUCUUCCACUUUCUUCUCAUACUCAUAUCUUCACUCUCGUUAUCAGACAGGAACAUAAUUUUUGCGAAUGUCGAUCUAAGCUCAACAUAAAUCUGAAAUGGUUACAACAUCAUAACAGAAGACCUACCAAGUGUCGAGAACUGGCUGUAUGUUAUAGGCAGACGUGCAGAAAUCUCUACCCACAUUCAAUAUUGCUGCUUUUCUGAACUUGAUCCAUCGUUAAAAAUUCUAAAAGAAUACAACCGCGUUUCGGGAGCUGGCUCUUGUCCUUUCUUCGGGUUAAAAUACUUAUUCUGUUGCGUCUGACAGAAGGGGCUGACAUCAAUCCCUGUCAUGAAGACGGGAGAAGGGCAAAAUCCCGAAACGUAGAGGUCUUCGUUUAGAAUACGGAACGAUGGAUCAACCCUAGAAAAGCAGCAAGAAUGUACGCACAAUUGUUAGAACGCUUUUAGAAUUACACCUAAACUCACAGUUUGGAGACCGAGGGUAAACCAUUGUGACUUCAAGUGGGUACAGCACGCGAAACAACUUUAUGUAAGUCUUCAUGUACAGUUGUUAGAUCUACAACGAAAAUAAAAUGUGUCAACAAAUUCUAGUAUAACUCCCAAAUAAAAAACAUCCGUUCAACUGUUGUCAUUUGUUACGUGGUGAUAAACGGACGCACGGACAGACAGACAGAAAGAAGAAUUUUUGCAACUUCGAACGCACCUGAAGCCUCAAUCUUGAUACCGCGAUGUUUGGUACGGUGGUAGUAAUAUUGCGAUAGUAGGGCAAAAAAUCUAAAUUCUGCUCCUGAUGACUGACGGGACACUCGAUAACGGAGGAGGACCUAACAGGGCAGGGUGAAGUAUGCAAAGAGGCAGUGCGUUGCGUUAUGUAACAGCAGGACACGUUCAGUUUGGCCCUGCUCGAAGCCCUCCCUCCUUCAUGAUUCACUUUCACUGGCUCCGAUACAAGGACAGGCUAUUAAUAUUUCCCUCCAGUAUUUUCUUCGACCUCUAUUUUUCGUUGUUACGUCACGACUUUCACUAAUUUGUAUGGUUUGUGUGUUUUUCUGUAUCUUUGUUUCUAUCGCACUUAGGCUUGUCUACUGCAUUCAUUAUGAAAUAAAUAAACCUAUUAAUUCA